CUAAACAUGGCUGCACAGGACUGAAGAAACGUUCGAGUGUUAACUAUUUAAAACUAUGUUUCGUUUAGAGAACUUGUCGUCACUUUUAGUUGGGUUUCAGACUCGUAGACUAAAUUACUGUAAUUUUUGAAUUCAUACAUUUAUGAGUUUAUUGUUGCUGCUGCUAACUGCGUUCUCUGCUUUGCGCCGCUGAUUAUUUGGUAGCGAGUAGUAAAUAUUAUGGGAUGUUGGACACGUGCACUGUUUAGUCAUUGUUUUCUCAUGUUGUGACAUUGAGUAGUGGGUAGUGUCCAAACUAUUUAAAUGACUAUCCAAAAAUUAAUGAAUCUAUACUCACUUCCAUUACUAUAUGAUUUGUACAUUAUUUUAUUCUACAUAAUAAUUGUCUUGAACCUGAGGGUAUCCUGACAUUGGGUUGUUUAUAUGGAAAUGUAUUGAAGCCUUUUCUAUUAGCUGUGACUUGUUCAGGUGGGAUUGUCUUCUUAACCUUUGUUGUUGUUGUUGUUGUAAUUAUUUGAACAUGUAGGUCUAGUAUUUUGUUUGGUUGAGAAGGAUCCUGUUCUAGAGUACAGGUUGUCAAACCUGUUCCUGGAGUACUCCCUCUCCUGCACAAUUUAGUGUUUUCCCUGCUCUUAGCACACCUGGUUCACCUGACUAACUGUGCUUCCUGAGUUAAGUCAAAUGUUUAGGAGGGGAAAACACUGAAAUAUGCAGGACAGGGGGUACUCCAGGACUUGGGUUGGGAGCCUGUGGUCUAGAGGAUGGCUGUCACAUGGAGUCACAUGCUGCUUGGUGAUUCCUUAGCUGCGCCGGAGGUUAAGAAGUUUUCUCUGUUAAUGAAACCGGUGCAAAUGCAGAUGAUUUGCAGACAACAUACUCGGAAUGCAACUUGUAUAUAAUUUACUUUUAAUUUCUGUCAAUACCAAAGCUCACUCUCACUCUUCCGGCAAAGUACUUGCUUUCUAGCUUGGUUUCCAGCAUUUUGGAAAACAGUAUCAGUAUAAUGGAGACUUUCAUGUACACCUAUUAUACAGAUUUCAUUUACAGCUGUUGCUGCUAUUAUAGAGUGAAUUAUAACUUUUAUGUGCAGAUAUUAUAGUUCACAGCUGAUGUGAAUGUGGGCUAAUUUCUCUGUAACUCUGUGUUUAUCAGAUUAGAUCUGGGGCUUCUUCUGUGCUCUAUAGCCUUGAUUCUCCAUGACUGACCACAGGUCUUGUGUCCAGCUGAACACUGGAGUUCAGAUGCCACUGUUGGGUUUGGGCACGUACCGUUUGCAAGGCCGUGAGGAAAUUUAUCAGACUGUGGAUGCUGCCUUAACAGCAGGCUACAGAGCUUUCGAUACAGCAGCAGUGUACCGCAACGAGGCAGACAUUGGACAGGCCCUUUGCACCUUGUUGCCCAAGCAUGGGCUUUCCAGAGCUGAAGUGUUCAUAACGACUAAAUUAAGUCCAAAGGACCAGGGUUGGAAAGCCAAGGAUGGCUGUUUGAGAAGCCUGGAGCAAUUAGGCUUAGAUUAUAUUGACCUGUUUCUUAUUCACUGGCCUGGUACACAAGGGUUGGAUGUGAAGGAUAAGCGAAACCCUGAAAAUCGAGCUCAAAGUUGGGCAACCUUGGAGGAGUUCCAUGCAGAGGGAAAGUUCCGUGCCAUUGGAGUGUCGAAUUACACGGUGAAGCACAUGGAGGAGCUGCUGAAGAGCUGCACAGUCAUUCCAGCUGUUCUCCAGGUGGAGUUCCACCCCAGGUUGGUCCAGAGGGAGCUCAGGGAAUUGUGUGAGAAAAGUGGAGUAUGUUUCCAAGCAUACUCCUCCUUGGGGACAGGCGUCCUCCUCUCUGAUCCUCUAGUUCUCGAGAUAGCAGGACGUUAUGGAAAAACUCCCGCUCAGGUGCUUCUGAGGUGGGCUGUGCAGCAAAACAUACCUGUGUUGCCGAAAUCAUGCCAGCCCAACAGGGUGCAGGAGAACGGGUGCUUGUUUGACUUUGAGCUAAGUGACGGUGACAUGGCAACGCUUUCUGCUCUGGACUGCAGGGAGAAGUUCUGUUGGGACCCUUCACUAGUACUCUAGACUACCUUCAGUGUCAGACAGUUCUAGAUGCUGGUUUAGGUUUAAUCAACUGGUUGUUGGGUAAUAUAUUACUGCAUGAGUUUGUUAUUGGUGAAAGUGAUUAUGAUUAUGGUGUCAGGGCUCUCAUAAUUGAACAUGAGAUACAUAUACAGUGCUGUGAAAAAGUAUUCUUUGUUUCUUCAGUUUUUUUGUCUCUCUCAUACUAAAUAGUUUCGAAAUUAAAACAAUCUAAGAUAAACCAAAGACAACCUGAAUAAAUGCAAAAUACAGUUUUUAAAUGAUAAUGCUAUUUAUUGAAGCAAAAACGUUAUCCAAUACCAACUGAGCCUGUGUGAAAAUGUAUGUCCCUGUAGUUACCAAUUCCCCAAAUCUAUGAAACUGCAUUCAUAAUGGGGUUCAGCUGGACUUGACGUAACCAGGCCUGAUUACUGGUUCAAUCAAAUCAACACUUAAAUAGAACUUUUUCAGCAACAUGAAGUUGGUUAAAAGGUCUUGUGCAGUAACACCCUAUGUCAAAGUUGAAAGAAAUUCCAGAAAUGAUGAGGAAGAAGGUGAUUGAAAUACAUCAGGCUGGGAAGGGUUACAAAGGUAUUUCAAAGGCUCUGGAACUCCAAAGAACCACACCAAGCGCCAUCAUCUCCAAAAGUGCUCUCUGCCAUACUUCUUGGCGGCCCAGAAGGCUGGAGGUGCUGAGCGGG
Ictalurus punctatus (channel catfish) is the source of this 2761-nucleotide messenger RNA. Its product is annotated as aldo/keto reductase. Gene Ontology annotation, molecular function: oxidoreductase activity. Lineage: Eukaryota; Metazoa; Chordata; Actinopteri; Siluriformes; Ictaluridae. The transcript has 2 exons. The coding region runs from base 1197 to 2063 and encodes 288 amino acids. The record is from RefSeq and is a predicted model, not a curated record.